Molecule: messenger RNA, 687 nt
Organism: Geodia barretti
Lineage: Eukaryota; Metazoa; Porifera; Demospongiae; Tetractinellida; Geodiidae
Source: the annotation of a GenBank genome assembly
AUGGGGGCGGCGUGCGCGCGGCGGCUCGCGGCCGGCGGGGCCGCGGUGGUGCUGUUCGACCGGCAGGCGGAGCCCCUGCAGGAACUCGCCGGCGAGCUGGACGGGCUGGCGUGCCCGGGCGACGUGACCUGCGCCGCGGACGUCGAUGGGGCGGUGGCCGCCGCGCUUGCGCGCCACGGGCGGCUGGACAUCCUAAUCAACGCCGCCGGCAUCAUGCUGCGCACGCGCUUCUUCCAGUUGGAGGAGGACGAGUUCGACCGCGUGGUGGCCGUCAGCCUCAAGGGCUCGUUCCUGACCAGCAAGGCGGUCGCGGAGCCGAUGCGCCGCGGCGGUUUCGGCCGCAUCGUCCACUUCUCCUCCACCGCCGGCCGCACCGUCAGCACCCUGGGCGGCUGCCACUACACGGCCGCCAAGCACGGCGUGCUCGGCCUGACGCGCGCGCUGGCCAAGGAGCUGGCCCCGCACGGCAUCACCGUCAACGCGGUCUGCCCCGGGCUCAUCGACACGGAGAUGGUGCGCGAUACCGUCACGCCGGAACGGAUCGCCGCGUACGAGGAGAGCUUCCCGGUCUCCCGCCUGGGCACGCCGGAGGAGGUCGCCGAGGCGGUGGCGUUCCUGACCAGCGAGCACGCCGGCUACAUCACCGGCGCCCCCAUCGACAUCAACGGCGGCGGCUUCAUGGGCUGA